Molecule: messenger RNA, 1756 nt
Organism: Rhagoletis zephyria (snowberry fruit fly)
Lineage: Eukaryota; Metazoa; Arthropoda; Insecta; Diptera; Tephritidae
Source: RefSeq, a predicted model, not a curated record
GCAAGUUUGCAUACGCUUGCUUAUUCAUAUUAUAGUUAGCCCUUAUAAGAAGAAACGCAACAUAGACAAGUCAUCAUUCGGCGAUCGAAAGGCAAUACGGUAAGAUGUAAAGUAGCAGGCUAGAAAAGUGACGGCCGCCUGCAAUGGAGUGGUUGUUCUAGUUGAACGACGAUAAGUCGGCCGCAUGGAGCGCAGCUAUUGUAUUUUGUAGUUGACUGCGCUGCUUGUUGGACGACGAUAAGUCGGCCGCCUGUAACGUAGUUGUUGUUUUUGUGACUACUGUCCGUUAUCCGUGCUUGGCGAUGAGCCGACCGCUUGCCGCUUAACGUUCACUAAGUCUUGACGAUGCAUAAAUGCCUUUGGAUUGCUAAUGGUGUGUUUUUCUUUUAUAUUUAAAACAGAUUGAACACUAAAACUGUUGUGUUGUGUGAACGCUGUGUGUAUAUGCGUCGUUCUAUGUAUACGUUUUUGUACAAGCCCCGUGUUUCCGUUUUAUAAGCGAAUUUAAUACACAUAUGUACCAUCACAUUGCACCCCGUUUGCUGGCAAAUUAUUAAAAUGAAAUUAUUUUAUUAAAACCCACUACAACUCGUGUUUAAAAAUUCUUCCGAAAGACUUAAAUUUACAAGUUGACUUGAAGUUGCUGAAUUGUGAUUUAGAAAAAAAAUUCAUUUGAAUUGAAUUUUGUUCUAUGACACGCAUAUGUGCAUAUACGAAUGUGUAGCUAAUAAAAGCUAUAGCAAAUCAUCAACAAUAACAUCAGCAGCAGCAGUAAAGAGAUUGUCAACAGAAGGCACAGCUGGAAGAAAUCAUCAACACCAACAAGAUAAGGAGCAGCACCAUUUAUGUUCUCAGCUCACGGUGGACGCUGUAGACGUGACGGAAAUUUCGACACAUGGCGACGUUGGAGUACUUCCGGAAGGAUUGGUGCUUGGUGAAGGAGGUGCACUUUCUAGCAUCUCAAUGCACUCUUAUUCUGAGAGUGCAACGGUCGGCGAAGAUUGGUGCAAUGGUGGGCAAAUAGUAAGUAUUCAUUUAUUUAACAAUCCAGCGAUACGAACCGAGCGAUUUGGGAAAUCCCUUUGGAAAAUGGCAAAAAUUCAAGACCUAAAGAUCGAGGAACUCAAACAGGAGUUGGAGAAGCGAAAUUUAGCAACCUCAGGAAGAAAAGUGGAGUUACUAUCACGGCUGCGAGAGGCUAUGGAAGCAGAAGGCAUCGACUUGGACAAAUACGACUUCCAGGGUAAACCCGACGAUACAUCCGCAAAGGACGAACAGAAGGAUGAGGCUGCAUGUUCAUCGAUGGAUGUGCAUCAGACAUCCGGGAGGUUUGAAGAACAGAAAAAGGCUCCUUCGUCAUCAACAGCUAUGGACAUGAACACGUUAUUGGCUGCCAUGUCACAGAUGUCAUCACAGAUUUCAUCCCAGCUGCAAAUGCAGGAAACACGCUUGUCAUCGCAGCUGGAAGCACAAAAAACGUACAUGUUGAAUUUAUUCAAAGAUAACGCGGAACUCAGGGAGAGACAGGAUAAAAUCGAGGAACGACAAGAUAAGAUCGAAGCGCUUAUUAAGGAAAAACAGGACAAAGUCGAAGCUAAGGUGGAUGAGCUUGAAGAUCGUCUCCGGGGUUUGCAGUUGAAUCGUCCAGCUAAUCCGAAGAACGCUCUGCUGCACCGCCGCUGCAUUGUUCGUUGCAUUAAAAGGACCUGCAGCGGAAAUCUUGCAGACUAUUCCUGAUUGUGAAAGGAACAGUUAC